This is a messenger RNA of Cherax quadricarinatus, 2373 nucleotides long. The record is from RefSeq and is a predicted model, not a curated record. NCBI's taxonomy places the organism in Eukaryota, Metazoa, Arthropoda, Malacostraca, Decapoda, Parastacidae.
CAUUGUUCAGGAGUUCCCCCAGUCAGCUGUUUACUGCCACGGGAGGAGGAUACUGCUGCUGCUCUUCCAUCAUCACACUAGUGUAGCCUUAACUAGCAACCCUUCGCUUUAAUUACUGCUUCUGGAUUAACAGGCAAAGCCGACUUCUCGGGGGAGACAGAGCACGAUUUCCAGCAGCCUCUCCCUGAUAUCGCCUUCGUAGUUGCUGUAGCAGUGUCCACAGUGGCUGUUGAUUAUGGCCAUGUUCAAAUGGAUUCGUGGCCUGGUAAGCCGUGGACCCGGUGAGCAGCAACAUGGUACGGCAGAAGUGGUAAACAAGACCUGUAGUGACCCAGCCGGAGCUACCCUGCUUGAACAUACUAAUCAGUUCCAGGUGGGAGAGGAUACUACACUCUUACCGUCUGUGUCGCAGGGACAUGAUGAAUCUACAGCAGGCUCGGCAUACAAGCAAAAUGUGCCUGUCAGUUGCACUCAAGGUCAAAGUUAUUAUGGAUCUUUGGAUUAUCAUUUCCCGGAAAACCCCAGGUGUUCAACGGGUGGUAAUACAGAGCAAGCAGAGAUAACCCAGAAAGAGUGGUAUCUUGCCUCGCUACCUGAAAUGCCAAUAUCCACACAAUCCUCCUCCAAGACAACUUUGUCACUGCUUAAACCAACAUCAUCAGAUGCACAAGUGACAGUAUCUCUGGACGUUCAGCCAGCAACAUCAUUGUCAUCACGCACUAGCAGGAUAACACCAGGCCCACAUGACGCACACAUGUCGUCACAGCACAGAGUGACAUCACAAACACCAGACGCACACAGGAUAACAUCACAACCAGACAAAGACAAAAUGACAUUACAUUUACCAGACAUAAACAGGAUAUCGCAACCAGCAGACUCUCACAGGAUGGCAUCACAGCCACCAAACUCAUACACAGUUUCAUCACAAUCACUAGAUAAAAGCAGGAUGACAUCACAAACACUAGACAUUUGCCUCACAGUGUCGCCGCUCCUAUCAGUGACAAACUCAGCACAAACUCUACCAGACACACAGAUAAAAGCAAUAACACCGUCAGCACAGCAGAUCCUGCCACCAGGAGAUUUGUAUCUGACGCCACAACCAUCAUCACCUGCAGACCGGAACCUGACACCAUCACCAGGAAAUGUAUAUCUGACCUCACUGUCAUCACCAGACAAACAGCUGACACCCUCAUUAUCACCCCUAGAAACCCAGCAAAAGUCAUCACCCAGUGCACAGGUAAAAACUUCAACAUCAGCAGCAGCACACAUACAGCUCACAACACUAUCACCACCAAACACACAACUGAGACCACCACCACUAGAUAUACAGCUGACAAUGCCACCCCCAUCACUGUUACACAAACAACUGAUAUCACCACUCCCAGCAGCAGCAGAAGAUACCCAGAUGAUACCACCAACACCAGAAGACAUGCAGCUAACUCUACCAUCAGCAGCAGCAGCAGACUUAGAGCUGAUACUACCACUGCCAUCAGCAGCAACAGAAUCACUACAAACAUCACUAACAAACACACAGCAGAUACCACCACUGGUGGCAGUAGACUCACAGUUGACACCACCACUACCAGCAACGGCAGAUACACAACUGAGAACACCACUGUCACCCACACAUCAGAACCGACCACCAACACAGACUCAGCAAACAUUGUCAGAUAGACAAAUGACAGAAACAUUACCACCACCACCAGUAUUGGACACACUGCCACCAAAUAUGCCUCAGACCACAAUCUCUUUAGCACAGACUCAUCUAUUAUCAAAUACACAGUCGACAGUGCCAGUAGCAGCAGACACACUACCUGCAGCAGCAGGGGAGACACCACCAGCAAGGGAAACACUACCACCACCAGGAGGGGAAACACUACCACCACCAGGAGGGGAAACACUACCACCACCACCACCAGGAGGGGAAACACUACCACCACCACCACCAGGAGGGGAAACACUACCACCACCACCACCAGGAGGGGAAACACUACCACCACCAAGAGGGGAAACACUACCACCCCUACCAGGAGGGAAAACACUACAACCACCAGGAGGGCAAACAUUACCACCACCACCACCAGGAGGGGAAACACUACCACCACCACCAUCAGGAGGGGAAACACUACCACCACCACCAUCAGGAGGGGAAACACUACCACCACCAGGAGGGGAAACACUACCACCACCACCACCACCAGGAGGGAAAACACUACCACCACCACCACCACCACCACCAGGAGGGAAACACUACCACCACCACCACCACCACCACCAGGAGGGAAAACACUACCACCACCACCAGAGGGAAAACACUACCACCACCAGGAGGGGAAACACUACCACCACCACCAGCAGGUGAUACACUACCAC